Molecule: messenger RNA, 1751 nt
Organism: Doryrhamphus excisus (bluestripe pipefish)
Lineage: Eukaryota; Metazoa; Chordata; Actinopteri; Syngnathiformes; Syngnathidae
Source: RefSeq, a predicted model, not a curated record
UUAGAAUGACUUGAGGUCUUACAUUGUCUGAACUCACUCAACGGGAAGAGGGUAUGAUUAAAUUAUCUUUGCUUCUUCAUACUUCUUUUUGGACACGUGGAACCGUGAAUUGUACUAUUUGAUGUAUUCCAGUUUAACUUGUAUGCAUGUCCAAAAUAAAUGAAACCAUUCCCAUUACCAUUUGAUUAACUUUAAGUCCAACUGAUACACAUCAUUUCAGGUUUACAUUUGUUGUCAAUACCAAAGUACAGUCUUCUGUGGAUGUUUAUGUCAUGUGACCAAAAAAUAAUUGUAUUUUAUUUGUAUCUACCUACUUAAGAGGAUCAUCCAGUGUCCGGUCUUACAACGCACUUAACAUUCCUGCUGCCUAGCGACCACGUGGCAACAAACACAUAAGAGCCUGCCUUUGACUUUGUGACGUCACUGCGGUGGAGGGGCUAGGCAAAAGCAUACGAAUCAAAGACAGGGUGAUGACGUCAUCGCCAACCUCCUCUUGAGGUGUUUUGGGAGCUGCAGGAGACAGACCACCGAGCCCACCGGCACCGAACCCUACCGGGACUGAAACCCUGCUCUGUGUUGGGAGGACCAUGUCGUCUCCAUGUCCCAAAUGCGGAAAGACGGUGUUUUUUGCGGAGAAGGUGUCGUCUUUAGGCAAAGACUGGCACAAAUUCUGUCUGAAAUGUGACCGCUGCAGCAAGACGCUGAACCCAGGAGGUCAUGCUGAGCAUGAUGGGAAGCCUUUCUGCCACAAACCGUGCUAUGCUUCCCUCUUUGGACCAGAAGGGGUGAACAUUGGUGGAGCUGGCUGCUACGUGUACGCCGCUCCUGUCAUCGAGGCCUCAGCAGCUGUUACCACGGAAACCAAAGUGGAGGAGAAAAAAGCCCCUAUGCGGCGACCAGUGAAGGCUGCCAGCUUCUCUGCUGUCACAGAGGGACCUAAUGUCUGCCCCCGCUGCAACAAGACAGUUUACUUUGCUGAGAAGGUGUCAUCUCUGGGAAAGAACUGGCACCAGCCUUGUCUGCGCUGCGAGAGAUGUAGUAAGACGCUAGCGGCUGGCGGUCACGCUGAGCAUAAUGGCCAGCCAUAUUGCCACAAACCAUGUUACGCUGUGCUGUUUGGACCAAAAGGUGUAAAUACUGGAGGAGUGGGCAGCCAUAUCUACAGCAAGGCUCAACACUGAAAUGAACACAUCACUCAAGAACCCCAACGUCUCUUUGUGAUAACUUCACUGAUAACUUCAAUUCCAUCACACUUGAAUCUUUAGUAUGUCCUUUCAUGCCUGACUUUACCUGUUCCCUUUAAAUGAAGGCUUAUGCUAUUGUAUUAUAGAUAUAGAAAUUAUUUUAUACAGUAAGAAUUUAAUGGAAGCACACAUUUCCUGUGCCUUUUCAGUCAAAUGUAUUCCAAAAAGCAACAGGCCAACUUUAAAUGUUGUCUCUCUAAUCACAUGGAUGCGGUGAUAUAAUCUGGAAGCUAAAAAUAAACUCCACAUACCGAUGGAACCUGUUUUUGCUUCAAAUGAAAAGGUUGAACUGAAAUUAACAUGUUUUUAUUGCACUUUGAUGUAACACAUUGUAAAUCUUUAUACACUCAUUACACCCAUUCAAAAUGAAUGAAAUUGUUAGCCUUAUUUUUAUUGUGGUUGUAGUUUGUAUGCAUGAUUGUUUUCAAUGGUGUUACUGAUGUUGUUAACUUUGGGCAUAACUCACGAACCACAACAAAUAAAGCGAAAAAGGUCUGUACUCACGAA